AAUGGCGGCUGUCGAUCCGAGUGGAAAGCCUUUUCCUCCUCUUAUCAAUGACCUUAUCCUGAGAGCGGCGAGAGGUGAAAAAACGGAACAUGUUCCCGUAUGGGUAAUGAGACAAGCGGGAAGAUAUUUGCCUGAAUUUCGAGAAGUCAGGGCAGAAAAUGAAUUCUUUAAAGUUUGCAGAACUCCUGAGUUGGCCUGUGAAGUGACUCUACAGCCACUGAGACGUUUCGAUCUGGAUGCAGCCAUUAUUUUUUCUGAUAUCUUGAUUAUACCUCAAGCAGUUGGUAUGGAAGUUCAAAUGGUACCUGGAAAGGGUCCAACCUUUCCACAGGUCUUAAAGGAGCCCAGUGAUUUGCAACAUUUAAAUUUAAACUGUAAUGUUAAAGAGGAACUUCAAUAUAUGUUGGACGCUUUAACCUUUACAAGACAUACCCUGAAUGGAAAAGUUCCCCUAAUAGGUUUUUGCGGCGGUCCUUGGACGCUGAUGGCAUAUAUGAUAGAAGGAGGUGGAUCUUCAACCCAAUCGAAAGCUAAAGCAUGGCUAUACAAAUAUCCUGAGGAUAGUCAUAUUUUAUUGAAGAGUCUGACGAAACUUUUAAUAGAAUUUUUAAUAGAUCAGGUUGUCGCUGGCGCUCAAAUGUUGCAAGUUUUUGAAUCACACGCUGGAAUUUUAACACCAGAAUGCUUCAAGACUUUCCUCUUACCUUAUAUUAAAGAAAUAGCUGAAGGUGUUAAAAGUGGUUUGAAAAGAUUAAAUAUCGAUGUGCCAAUGACGAUAUUUGCUAAAGAUGCUCAUUACGGCAUCGAAGAAUUAGCCACAACUGGAUUUGAUAUCAUCAGUUUAGAUUGGACAAUUAAACCAAUGAGAGCAAGACAUGAAGCUGGACAGAAGGUCACCUUACAAGGAAAUCUAGAUCCCUGUGCACUUUAUGGGUCUGAGAAUGAUAUUCAAGACAAUGUAAAAAAGAUGUUGAAGAAUUUUGGAACUCAAAAGUAUAUUGCGAAUCUUGGACACGGAAUGUAUCCUGAUAUGUGUCCUGAAAGUGUUCAAACUUUUGUCAAUGCUGUUCAUAAUUAUUCCAAGUUAAUGAAUGAGUCUUCUUAG
This is a messenger RNA of Dimorphilus gyrociliatus, 1105 nucleotides long. Lineage: Eukaryota; Metazoa; Annelida; Polychaeta; Dinophilidae. The record is from the annotation of a GenBank genome assembly.